AUGUGGGGCGACGUGAGCCCCGAGGAAGUGCGGGAUCGUGUGCUGGAGUACUUCCAAGCGUCCUCCUCGCUCUCGUUCGCCGCCAACGGCCAAGAGUUCACCGAUUUGGACCUGGACGAACUGCACACACGGGCGGGAGACUAUGUGAGCGUGGCGAUGACAACAGCCUUCAAUGCAAACGUCAGCGAAGGAGGACGCCAACACCACAAGAAACACAACAAGUCAGGUAGCUCACGAGACCCGCCAGCACACCACGCGAGGAGUACGAACGCCAAGCUGGCGCUCAUGAGGUUGGAGACGCGUACAUGCUGA
Molecule: messenger RNA, 312 nt
Organism: Ectocarpus sp. CCAP 1310/34
Lineage: Eukaryota; Phaeophyceae; Ectocarpales; Ectocarpaceae
Source: the annotation of a GenBank genome assembly